Gaeumannomyces tritici R3-111a-1 is the source of this 3859-nucleotide messenger RNA. Its product is annotated as exportin-T. Gene Ontology annotation, molecular function: tRNA binding; small GTPase binding. Lineage: Eukaryota; Fungi; Ascomycota; Sordariomycetes; Magnaporthales; Magnaporthaceae. The transcript is spliced from 3 exons. The record is from RefSeq and is a predicted model, not a curated record. Gene Ontology annotation, biological process: tRNA re-export from nucleus. Gene Ontology annotation, cellular component: nuclear pore; nuclear matrix; cytoplasm. The coding region runs from base 111 to 3191 and encodes 1026 amino acids.
UUCUUUUUCUUUGUUUUUUUUUUUGUUUUUUUUUGUUUUUUGCCAUCUUCCAACUUCUUUCUCCUUUAUUUUUUCUCCACUUGCUGUAGCCCUCGAGCGGCGCAUAGAAGAUGGACGCGCAGAUCGAGAACGCGAUCCGUGUGGCCUGGGACCCCCAGGCUGAAGCCUCAUUAAAGGCUCAGGCCUUCGAGUUCCUCACCCAACUCAGGAGCGACCCGCAGGCCUGGCAGGUGUGCAUCACGCUGUUCACUCGAUGGCCCCGCGCCUCUGAUGUCGUUCGCCUCGUCUCGCUCGAGAUCGUCAACCAGGCUGUCCAGACGGGCGCUCUCGACUCCCAGAGCCUACUGUUUUUAAAAGAUACCCUGUUCGGCUAUGCUAGGCGCUCCUACGGCCCCGGUGCCCAGGAGACCGCCGACCCUCCCCAUCUUCAGAACAAGCUCGCCCAGACCCUGACGUACCUUUUCGCACACCUCUACAAUGGCGGCUGGGAGGCCUUCCUUGGCGAUUUCCUCAGCCUUACCGCCUCGGACGCCGCCAAUCCCCGCCAGAGGGAUAACGUUCUGGGCGUGGUCCUCUACCUGCGCAUCCUUGGCUCAGUCCACGACGAGAUUGCCGAUACCAUCCUAGCCCGCCAGUCCAGCGAGGCUAAGCGCAACACCAGCCUCAAGGAUGCCAUCCGUGAGCGAGACAUGCGCGCCGUUGUCGAGUCCUGGAAGGACCUGCUUGCCCAAUACACCGGCCGCGACGACUCCAUCGUUGAGCUCACCAUGAAAGUCCUGGGGAAGUGGGUCAGCUGGAUCGACAUCUCGCUCGUCAUCACCCAGGACAUGUUGAACCUGAUCUUCCCACUGAUCGGCCGCCCGACGUCUGGUACCGACCCCAUCCGGGACGCCGCCAUCGAGUCCUUCAACGAGAUUGUCGGCAAGAAGAUGAAGCCUGUUGACAAGACGGAGCUGAUCAGCUUCCUCAACCUGCGCCAGAUUGUCGCCGAAUUGGUCGCCAGCCCGCCACUUAACGAGUUCCGUCAUACCCCCCGGUACGACACGGACCUCGCCGAGGCCGUGGCCAAGCUGGUCAACACGGCCGUCACCGACAUUGUGCGCGUCCUUGAGGAUGUCUCUGUGCCCAACGAUUCCCGUGCAAAGGCCGAGCAGCACCUACAGGACUUUCUCCCCCUCCUUCUCCGUUUCUUCGCCGAUGAAUUCGACGAGGUCUGCUCGACCGUGAUAGCCUCCCUGACCGACAUCUUGACAUUCCUGCGAAAGGUUGGGAAUUUGCCCGAUACGUAUCGAUCUAUGCUCAGCCCUAUCUUGGAUGCCAUAGUCACCAAAAUGCGCUUCGACGAGACCUCGCGGUGGUUCGAAACCGAGGAGGGAGAGGAGGAGGCAGAGUUUAUGGAUCUGCGCAAACGGCUGCAGAAUCUCCAGAAGAGCGUGGCUGCGGUUGAUGAGAACCUCUUCGUUGAGGUCAUUAGCAACCUCGUGGCCGCGACUCUGCAAAACCUGAACGAGCGCGGUGCGCAGAUGGACUGGCGGGACAUCGACCUGGCCCUUUAUGAGCUGCUGCUGUUCGGCGAGAUCGCUCAGCCCGGCCAAGGCGUGACCCCAAAGAGCCAGGGUUCCAGUGCGGCGGCAGAGAGGUUAGAAGCCAUCAUGCGCAAACUGGUUGAGUCGGGUGUCGCCGAGUAUUCCCACCCGGGCAUUCUCCUUCAGUACCUGGAGAUAUGUGUACGGUACUGCCAAUUCUUUGAGCACAAUCAGUCAUAUAUCCCUCGCGUGCUGGAGAACUUUGUCCGGCUAGUGCACCACAACCACCCGAGACUGCGGGUGCGAUCGUGGUACUUGUUCCACCGGUUCGUCAAGCAGCUUCGUGCGCAGGUCGGCAACGUGGCCGAGACCAUCAUUCAGUCCAUUGCAGACCUUCUACCAAUCAAGGCUGAGAUUCCCGACGACGAUGGCGAUCAGGACGACAUGUCCUCGGACGAGACGGACAACUCGGCCGAUGCCGUCUUCAACAGCCAAUUGUACCUCUUCGAGGCUAUUGGCUACAUCUCCUCCACCCAGGCCACGCCUGUUGAGAAGCAAGCCUUGUACGCGCGCUCGGUCAUGGACCCCCUCUUUUCCAGCAUGGAGAGCCACCUUUCCAAGGCCAAAUCGGGCGACACCCAGGCCGUGCUGCAGAUUCACCACGUCAUCAUGGCGCUGGGCACUCUGGCCUACGGCUUUUCAGACAACAGGGGGCAGGGCAACCAGAGGCAGGCCCCUGACAAGCUGGUGUCGGACGAGUUUUCCAGGGCGGCUGAAGCCAUUCUGAUCGCGCUCGGAGAGCUCAACUCGACUAGAGAGAUCCGGGUCGCAUGUCGCUUCGCCUUCUCGCGCAUGUUGAAUGUGCUUGGAUCCGCGGUUCUGCCGCAGCUUCCCAGAUGGAUCGAGGGUCUUUUGUCCCAAAGCUCUACCAAGGAUGAAACCGCCAUGUUUCUCCGGCUCCUGGACCAGAUUGUCCACAGUUUCAAAGCAGAGAUCUACAGCGUGCUCGAUCUCUUACUCACUCCUCUCCUCCAGCGCGUGUUUGCCGCCCUGAACGAGCCUGUCACGGGCAUGGACGACGAAGUCCAGUUGGGCGAGCUGCGGAGGGAAUAUCUCAGCUUCCUGCUGGUCAUUCUUGAUAACGACCUGGGGAAUGUUCUGGUCAGCGAAGCCAACCAGGGUUUCUUCGAACAGCUCAUCUCCUCUGUCAUCACCCUAGCGAAGACGACGGCGGGCAACAAUAACAUGAUGACCAGUCGGCUGGCCUUCUCUGCGCUCACCCGCGUCGUGAACACUUGGGGAGGGCCAGACGUUGCGAAUAUUGCGGCAAACCCCUCGGCACCUACAGGCGCCGCCUCGCCAGCAAUUCCCGGACUCGACCAGUUCAUGAUUGAUCGUUUCCACCCGGUUUGCUGGGAGGUCAUCAAGGACCCGCACUUCAACCCGGGCAAGGAUGCACAGACGAAGCAGGUGCUCAACGAGAUCGCGGGCCUGGAGCAGGCUAUUUACACCAAAACAGGAGAGGCUUUCAUCAAUAACCUGCAGAACUCGCUGUUCCCUCUUCUUGGCGUUGAUGGAACAGAAUUUCUCCGAUCCAUGACCACGUCAACCGAGAAGAAGUUGUUUGGCAAUUACCUACAUAACCUUGUUAAGAGCCGGCGAUGACGAGGACGGAAAGCCCAGGGAAAGGCUGGCAACCGGACAUAUGCAACACAUCCGCAAACCAAUACCACAUGAUACAAACCCCGCGCUCAGCUUCGGGCACUUUCUGUCUCAUUCGCGCAGGUUAAAGAUUCACACGACGAACUUUUUCUCACCUUUUGACGUUUUAUUUGGUGGAACCUUUAUAGAACUCGUCUGUUGGUGGAGAACGACAGCCGAACAAGGAAAAUCCUAGAAGAAAUCCACGCGAUGCCCGGCCAUCUCCUCUAUGAGGGACGGAGCCUAGCAGAGGAGUGAAAGAUUGGGAAACCAUUGUGAGAGCGGUAUGUUGAGGGCUGAUUUACUCACUGCUACGGCAAGACCAACUUGUCUUUGCCAGAUCAUAGCGCGUUGCCCUUGUUUGUAGACCAUGCGCUUCGAAUUUACAUCUUUUUGAUUAGGAAGCCACCCUGAUUAAGGCUCACGGCCGUGUCACGGCCGAUAUCCGUUCCGCCUUCGAGCGACCGUCGUAUGCUCCAACAUCACGGCUAGGCUUGAACAUGGUUUGGUAAUGCCGGACAUGGCAAGCUAUUGCUGAACUUAGACAGGCAGCUGGCUCAUAUACUCCCCAGACUGGUUGGAACGCGGAAAAGCUUGACGGAGAUUCCAAUCAGUGCCGUCGAACUGCCGGG